AUGUCCAAAGGAAUCGGGACCAAAGUUCCAGAGAACUUCAAUGAGAUGUUCACCUUCAACGCUGCAGUGAUGGGCUUCGCUGGCAGCUUGGGCUGGAUGAAUCCCGUUCUCGAUCAGUUUGAGGCGAUGGUUCUGAACGCAGCCAACUCUUACAGACUCCAGGAGGAGUGUGAUGUACUGGCCCUGGUCCUUGUGAAGUACAAGGAGCCCAUCAUCUAUGCGGAGUUCAAGGCCAUCAUGUUGGCAUCGCUUCGCUCACUGGUCCCCAAAAUCUGGGGCGUCGAGCACGAGGUCGCUUGGACCUGGUUCUGGGACAAUACUGAGCGAAUGAUCAAGCGCCAGACCGCGGGCAUCAAAGGAUAUCAGCGGGCCGCCGACAAGUUCAUCAGGAACCUGUCGGAUGACAUCGUCCAGCAAAUGCGGCGCGAUGUGUACAAGGUGUUUUUUGGGGUGGCGCCCAAAGGGCAGGACUACUUCAAGCAGUCGUCGACGCGAUUGAACUUCAUUGCAGACAAGGUGCUGGAGAUGUCCUUGGAAAUGUACAAGAGGCCGAGGGAGAUGGUCGAAGAGAUAUCAGCUUUGGGCCUGCGUCAUGUGGGGUAUGGCAUUCCAACCGAGUUGUUUCCGCCCUUCAUAGAGGCCUGGAGCCAGGUCCUGCAGAUGAUGCUUGUAGAUGAGAAGGCAGCCAAUUCAUUGCGAUGGUCACUGACUCUGAUUUCGAAGAUUUUGGUGCGGACAAUCUUGGAGGGCUCCACGAUUGUCAUGAAAGCCAUCAACACCAACAGCGCCAAGCGAUUCCGGAAGGCCAUCGCAAUUGCGGGACGAUCGCAGCGAGCGAUGGACAUGCUGAGAAUCACAGUCGGCACCCAGUCCAUCUCACCUUUGGACUGGGCGAUCAAGAGUGGCAGUUUCCAAGUUGCCAGAGCGAUGAUCGACGACCUUCUCACCAUCCGUGGCGAUCGGGACAACUACUAUUAUGGCUGCGAUGCCCUCUUCGAGCGGCAUCCUGACAUCUUGAACAUCCUCAGUGCUACACGAGGCCAGGGCCUUCUCCCCGCCUUGCUGGAUGGCAUGCUUUGGCGAUCGAAGCACACCCAGAACAAGCUGAGACGUGUGAACUACUUUGUGAAGCACUUGAUCCAAGAUGCGGAGGGACUGUUCAAUGCAAAGCAGAUCUCCGUGAUCAUCAAGUCCGGGGACCCCAAGCUGAUGCGGCAUCCCGUCGUCAGUUUCGUGUUCAACAUGCUUUGGUCACGCCUGGCUAGCUACGAGUUCCUGCAAAGCAGGGUCCUCUUCAUGGUGCAAGUUGUCAUCUUCGUCUGCGCCCAGAGCAUCCUGCCACGCCUGCAGCCGAAGAGGGAGACAGAAUCUCUGCGCAUUCUGCUUUUCUCUUGCCGGUGCGUGAUCUACUUCUUCGACAUGUUCGUUCUUCUUUGUGCACACAUCAAGUACAUCGUGGCUGACAUCCGGGAGGGUUCUUUGACCCAUCUGCUCGGCCUUCCUUGUCCGGCCUACCUGAAGAAUCUGGCAAGUGCAGCGCAGCUGGCCAUGGGCAUCAAUCUGGUGUUCAUGUGCACGCAGGAGCCUAUCUUCCACUGCCUGGGCAACAUGUAUGGCAACUAUGAGGGUGCCGGGCUUUUCUCGACGCACUGCCCCGAGGCGCAGACGAACAUCAAUGUUUACUCGGUCUUCUCUCAGCUCGGCGUUCUGCUUCACUGGCUGCUUCUGGUCGACUGCUGCAUUUUCUCUUUGCGUCUGAGCUCCUACUUCCUCACGUGCUUCUACGUACUGGUGGAACUCUUGCACUUCUUGUGUGCUCUGCUGUUCUUGGUUCUCAUGUUCGCCUGCUCCAUAACAGCGCUGGACAACUUCAAGGCUGACUUCAGAAGCAUUCCAGCAGGAGUUCGGACACUGACGAAGAUUACGCUGGGCAUGUACCCCUCCGAGAAGUUCAUUGAGCUGCACAACUCUCCACGUCUCUUGGGGCUGCUGAUUGUGUUUAUCGUCAUCGUCGUGAUCUUCCUCUUGAACCUACUCAUCGCGCAGCUUGCGGGUGCCUACCGAAAUGUCUACGGCGACAUGAUGGGCUUUGCGCGGUUAUUCAGAAGCGGAAUCACGGUGUCCACAGUGCGGGCGAUUCGACCGAAACGAUGGACAGCCUUUCUCAAGAGCCUGCGCUUCCAGGAGAGGAUCGAGUUCAACGAGGGUGAUGUCGGCAUCGCCGGUGGAAUUCAGGUGCUGGAGUUGGCUACCCUGAACCCAACCACCGAAGA
Symbiodinium natans is the source of this 2273-nucleotide messenger RNA. The record is from the annotation of a GenBank genome assembly. Lineage: Eukaryota; Dinophyceae; Suessiales; Symbiodiniaceae.